CCAAGUCAGAGCUCGAGUCGGCUGGGCGGCUGGAAACGGCGGCUGCCGCCGGUGACUCAGGGAGGCGGGAGGCGGGAGGCGGAGUAAGAACGCCGCGGCCUCGGCUGCCGGGGGAAGAGGAAGAAAGGGAGGAGUCCUUCCUGCAGGCGUGGAAACCAUGGUGCUCACGCUCGGGGAAAGUUGGCCAGUAUUGGUGGGGAAGCGAUUCCUCAGUCUGUCCGCAGCCGACGGCAGCGACGACGGCCCCGGCAGCUGGGACGUGGAGCGCGUCGCCGAGUGGCCCUGGCUCUCGGGGACCAUUCGAGCCGUGUCCCACACCGACGUGACCAAGAAAGAUCUGAAGGUAUGUGUGGAGUUUGAUGGGGAAUCUUGGAGGAAGAGAAGAUGGAUAGAAGUCUACAGCCAUCUAAGAAGAGCAUUUUUAGUGGAACAUAACUUGGUUUUGGCUGAGCGAAAUUCUCCUGAAAUUUGUGAACGAAUAGUUCAGUGGCCUGCCAUAAUGUACAAACCUCUGUUGGACACAGCUGGCUUGGGAUCCAUAACUUCUAUUCGUUUUUUAGGAGAUCAGCAAAAAAUAUUUCUUUCUAAAGAUCUUUUGAAGCCUAUACAGGAUGUAAACAAUCUUCGACUUUCUCUUAUGGAUAAUCAGAAUGUCAGUAAAGAAUUUCAGGCUUUGAUUAUGAAACAUUUGGAUGAAAGUCAUCUUUUACAAGGUGACAAAAACUUGGUUGGUUCUGAAGUAAAAAUUUAUAGCUUGGACCCUUCUACUCAGUGGUUUUCUGCAACCAUUGUAAAUGGCAACCCUGCAUCAAAAACUCUUCAAGUCAAUUGUGAGGAGAUUCCAGCCCUGAAAAUUGUUGAUCCAUCACUAAUCCAUGUUGAAGUUGUCCAUGAUAAUUUCAUGACAUGUGGUAAUUCUACAAGAAUUGGAACUGUAAAACGCAAAUCUUCUGAGAAUAAUGGAAAUUUGGUUUCCAAACAAGCAAAAUCUUGCUCCGAGGCCUCUCCCAGUGUGUGUCCUGUACAGUCAGUUCCCACAACAGUGUUUAAGGAGAUCCUUCUUGGCUGUACUGCAGCAACUCCACCUAGUAAGGACCUAAGACAGCAGAGUACUCCUCAAGCUGCCAACUCUCCACCUAACCUUGGAGCAAGAAUUCCUCAAGGGUGUCAGAAGCAAAGUCUACCAGGAGAACUUUCUUCCUGUCUAGUUACAAAUCCUGAAAUACAAAGAACAAAACCAGAAACUAUUUGUAAAGUAGGAUUGCUCUCUUCAAAGUCUUCUCAGAUUGGAAAUGGAGACUUGAAAGCCAUGAAUGAACCCCAAAGUAGCUGUACCCAGCUGAAGGCAACCACUGAUGAAGAAAAUAGUUUGGAACCUAUUCCUCAACCAUCUACUGGUCUUCCUGUGGAGUACUUACCUACAAAGUCUUCUCUGGGAGAAUUAGAAAGUACUAGUACUCCUGAACUUCAGAAGCACUUAGAACAUGCACCUUCCACAUCUGAUACUCAUUCAAAUAAGGCAGAAGAGAAAACAGGUGAUGCUGAUAAACGUAGUAUUUGUGUGGAAAAAAAGGUAGAACCUUCAACUUUAGGUUGCCAGUCACAAAAUUUAAAGGAAUCUUCAGUAAAAGUAGAUAGUGAAAGCUGUUGUACAAGAAGCAACAAUAAAAUCCAGAACGUCCAAGCUCGGAAGUCAGUUUUGACAGACCCAGCCAAACUCAAGAAGCUUCAGCAGAGCGGUGAGGCCUUUGUACAGGAUGAUUCCUGUAUAAACAUUGUUGCACAACUGCCUAAGUGCCGAGAGUGUCGUUUGGACAGUCUCCGAAAAGACAAGGAGCAACCCAAAGACUCACCUGUGUUUUGUCGCUUCUUUCACUUUAGGAGGUUACAAUUCAACAAACAUGGUGUGUUACGGGUAGAAGGCUUCUUAACACCAAACAAGUAUGACAGUGAGGCAAUUGGCUUGUGGUUACCUUUAACCAAAAACGUUGUGGGGACUGAUCUGGAUACAGCUAAAUAUAUCCUGGCCAACAUCGGAGACCACUUCUGUCAAAUGGUGAUUUCUGAAAAGGAAGCUAUGUCAACUAUUGAGCCACACAGGCAGGUUGCUUGGAAGCGAGCUGUCAAAGGUGUUCGAGAAAUGUGUGAUGUGUGUGAUACCACCAUCUUCAAUCUGCACUGGGUGUGUCCUCGAUGUGGAUUUGGAGUGUGUGUGGAUUGCUACCGCAUGAAGAGAAUAAAUUAUCAGCAGGGUGCUACUUACAAGACUUUCUCCUGGCUAAAAUGUGUGAAGAGUCAGAUUCAUGAACCUGAGAACCUAAUGCCCACACAGAUCAUUCCUGGAAAAGCUCUGUAUGAUGUUGGAGACAUUGUUCAUUCUGUAAGAGCAAAAUGGGGAAUAAAGGCAAAUUGUCCCUGUUCAAACAGGCAAUUCAAAAUCUUUUCAAAGCCAACUUUAAAGGAAGAUAUAAAACAGACUUCCUUAUCUGGAGAAAAAUCCACUCUGGGUGCCAGUCUCCAGCAGAAUCCCUCCGCGCUGCAGCCAGUGACUGUGGGCGGGGAAGCUGCUUCUAAGCCAGCCAGCAGCCUGAAACCUGCCUGCUCUGCCAGCUCCUCUCCUCUAAACUGGCUGGCAGAUCUGACCAGUGGGAACGUCAACAAGGAAAACAAGGAAAAACAACCAACAAUGCCAAUUUUAAAGAAUGAAAUAAAAUGCCUACCACCCCUGCCCCCUUUGAGCAAAACCAACACAGUCCUUCACACCUUCAACAGCACAAUUUUGACUCCUGUGAGCAACAAUUCUGGUUUUCUCCGAAAUCUGCUGAAUUCUUCUACAGGAAAGACAGAAAAUGGACUAAAGAAUACACCAAAAAUCCUUGAUGAUAUUUUUGCCUCUCUGGUGCAAAAUAAGACCUCUUCUGAUAUGUCUAAGAGACCUCAAGGACUGACGAUCAAGCCUAGUAUUUUGGGCUUUGACACUCCUCAUUACUGGCUGUGUGAUAAUCGUUUGCUCUGCCUGCAAGACCCCAAUAAUAAGAGCAAUUGGAAUGUAUUUAGGGAAUGCUGGAAACAAGGACAGCCAGUGAUGGUGUCGGGAGUGCAUCACAAAUUGAACACCGAGCUUUGGAAACCCGAAUCCUUCAGGAAAGAAUUUGGAAGCCAGGAAGUUGACCUAGUUAAUUGUCGAACCAAUGAAAUCAUCACAGGAGCUACUGUAGGGGACUUCUGGGAUGGAUUUGAAGAUAUUCCAAAUCGCUUGAAAAAUGACAAAGAACCAAUGGUGUUGAAACUUAAGGACUGGCCACCAGGAGAAGAUUUUAGAGAUAUGAUGCCUUCCAGGUUUGAUGAUCUGAUGGCCAACAUUCCACUACCUGAGUACACAAGGAGAGAUGGUAAACUGAACUUGGCCUCUCGACUGCCAAACUACUUUGUUAGACCAGACCUUGGUCCCAAGAUGUACAAUGCUUAUGGAUUAAUUACCCCAGAAGAUCGGAAAUAUGGAACAACAAAUCUUCACUUAGAUGUGUCUGAUGCAGCUAAUGUCAUGGUCUACGUGGGAAUCCCCAAAGGACAGUGUGACCAAGAAGAGGAAGUCCUUAAAACCAUCCAAGAUGGUGAUUCAGAUGAACUCACAAUAAAACGAUUUAUUGAUGGAAAAGAGAAACCAGGAGCUCUCUGGCACAUAUAUGCUGCUAAAGACACAGAAAAAAUACGAGAAUUCCUUAAAAAGGUAUCAGAAGAACAAGGCCAAGAAAACCCAGCAGAUCAUGAUCCUAUUCAUGACCAGAGUUGGUAUUUAGACCGAUCGCUAAGAAAGCGUCUUCAUCAAGAAUAUGGAGUUCAAGGCUGGGCUAUUGUACAGUUUCUUGGGGACGUGGUAUUUAUCCCAGCAGGAGCUCCACACCAGGUUCAUAACUUAUAUAGCUGUAUUAAAGUGGCUGAAGAUUUUGUUUCUCCAGAGCAUGUUAAACAUUGCUUUUGGCUUACUCAGGAAUUCCGAUAUCUGUCACAGACUCACACCAAUCAUGAAGAUAAAUUGCAGGUAAAGAAUGUUAUCUACCAUGCAGUGAAAGAUGCUGUUGCUAUGCUGAAAGCCAGUGAAUCUAGUUUCGGCCGGCCCUAAAGGUCCGAGUGACGCCUUAACACCCCUGCACAUUGGAAGUGAAUUACUGGCAGCUGUUCAAAUUCUUCAGGCAGGAUUCCUGUGGACUUUGAGAUUCAUGUUACCUCAUCUUCUUUUUUAAACUGUACCCAGCUGGUGAGGGUACUUGUCUAAUGUAUAUUUCUAGUGUUUACAGACACUAAUGUGUAUAUGUAGUAACUAUUUACGGAAUAUGCAUCCUUAAACUGUGACUAGUGCAGAACUUCUCCCAAGCUGUAAAAAACAAAAAAUUCUCUUAUCAGCUCUGGAACAAUGCCUGUGGUUAUUCCCCAGCUGUUUCACUGAACAGCUUAGUCAAAAUGGGUUUAUAACUAUUAGGAAUUACUGCGCAGUUCUAUUUGGUUGUAUUUUGUUUUAUGUCUGUCUGAGUAUUCUCUCCCCAGUCCCUUAGGAUUCAGAAGAGCAGUGGAGGAAAUGACAGCUAAUGAUGCAGUUCUUAAUAGAGACUGCAUUAGGACUGGCAUUAUAAUAGCAGAAAUCAACUACUGUACAAUUCUUGGGGUUAACCAUCUUUUUUAGUUAAGUGGAAUUUUAAUUUAAAUGAAGCUUUGCUAAUUUUAAGUGUUACGCAUUUUGCAUUAAAGUAUUCAUAUACUA
Molecule: messenger RNA, 4759 nt
Organism: Sorex fumeus (smoky shrew)
Lineage: Eukaryota; Metazoa; Chordata; Mammalia; Eulipotyphla; Soricidae
Gene: KDM3A
Product: lysine demethylase 3A
Exons: 26
Coding region: 158-4123 (1321 amino acids)
Biological process (GO): regulation of transcription by RNA polymerase II
Cellular component (GO): chromatin; histone deacetylase complex
Molecular function (GO): histone H3K9 demethylase activity; transcription coregulator activity; chromatin DNA binding
Source: RefSeq, a predicted model, not a curated record